This is a messenger RNA of Phialemonium atrogriseum, 1148 nucleotides long. RefSeq names its product pali-domain-containing protein. Gene Ontology annotation, cellular component: growing cell tip; cell division site; plasma membrane. Lineage: Eukaryota; Fungi; Ascomycota; Sordariomycetes; Cephalothecales; Cephalothecaceae. Bases 85 to 777 code for a protein of 230 amino acids. The transcript is spliced from 3 exons. The record is from RefSeq and is a predicted model, not a curated record.
UCCUCCAACUAUCGUUUGUUAUACCCCCCGUGUAUACACCGGCAUCCAAUCAUCUACAGCAACACUUGAACGAAUCAUCCCAAGAUGGCGAGGACAGGCUUCUUCCAUCACGUCGGCACGUUCCUGUUGUUUGCUGCAACCGUUUUGCUCAUCAUCACGUGCAUCUCGGCGCCAGUUAUAAAAGAUAUCGCCAUCUUAAAGGUCGACCUUGGGGACAAGCAGUCCUCAGACCAUUCGACGGUCACUUUCGGCACGUUUGGAUACUGUGUCAACGAGCCUGGUGGUGGUCGAGAUGGAUGCUCCCGUAAAAAGUUGGGAUACUCGCCAGCGGACGUCAUGGCCAGCGCCGACGGGACCAACUACUCCGACCACGCCAAAUCGACAACCAAGGCUCUCACCAAGGCCCUGGUCCUUCAUCCGAUCGCGUGCGGCAUGAACUUCAUCGCCUUCUUGCUCGCGCUCGGCGCCGGCGUGGUGGGCUCGCUGCUGGCCUCCCUCGUGGCUCUGUCCGCCUUCAUCGUCACCGUGGUCGUCAUGAUCAUCGACUUUGUCCUCUUCAGCAUCAUCAAGUCCAAGGUCAACAGCAGCGACGCCAGCGCCAACGCCCAUUUCAGCACCGCCGCUUGGACCACGCUCGCCUCGGCCAUCUGCGCGCUCCUCGGCACCAUCGUCGUCUUCUUCACGUGCUGCUCGUCUCGUCUUCACAGCCGCCACCACUCGGCUAAGAGCAGCACGGGAGCAUACGACGCCCCUCCCCGUCGGAGGAGGUGGUUCUAGGUUGGCUUGUUGCCCGGCACGAGUUAAUGUGACGGAGCGAACAGGGGAGGUUUUGGGUGACGGUGAUAAUUGAUAUGAGCGGUGGUCGGUGGAGCAUGUUACUCUGCCGUCAGGCGUUUCAGCACGGGCUGGCUUUGAUUGAACGGGGUCUUUCCUUUAAUUAAUGAUAUCCCAUGCUACCUACAUAACAAAGUCUAGAGACCGAGUGAGUGGAAAUCGUGACGACCGAGAAUAACUACCUAACUUUUUCUUUGCCUUUCCUUCACUGCCCAACCCGGCUGCAUAGGGUUCUUGAAGCUUCGCUUUGGGGUGGUGCUCGGGGCUUGGUUUUGUGGGGCCGGUCCGCGGGCGGGGUGGCGCCGUGUCCGGCC